UCCGUGCAGGAAGACUCAGCAUGCUCCACACCGUGCUUUCCCGGCUUGUUCCCCGCAUGCCCCGGCCCUCAGUCUGUUAUUAUGGGACCGCUGUUCCUGUUCCGAGCACUCAGCCUGAGGUCCAUUAUCACAAGCUGUUUAUUAACAACGAAUGGCAGGAUGCUGUGAGUGGAAAAACCUUUUCUACAAUCAAUCCAUCUACUGGAGAAGUUAUCUGUCAAGUUGCAGAGGCUGAUAAGGCAGAUGUAGACAAGGCAGUGAAGGCAGCACAAAAUGCCUUUAGACUGGGUUCACCUUGGCGCCGCAUGGAUGCAUCUGAUCGGGGCCUGCUCCUUUACAAAUUAGCUGAUGCUGUUGAAAAAGAUUCUGCCUACCUCGCUGAACUGGAGACUUUGGACAAUGGGAAGCCGUAUGUUGUCGCUUAUAAGGCUGAUUUACCCUUGGUUGUGAAAUGUCUCAGGUACUAUGCAGGUUGGGCGGACAAGUGGGAAGGAAAGACCAUCCCUGUUGAUGGAGAUUACUUCACCUAUACCAGACAUGAACCUGUUGGAGUCUGUGGACAGAUCAUACCUUGGAACUUCCCUCUGGUAAUGCAGGCCUGGAAACUUGGGCCGGCCUUGGCGACUGGUAAUACUGUGGUGAUGAAAGUUGCUGAGCAAACACCACUCACAGCACUCUAUGUGGCCAGUCUUAUUAAAGAGGUAGGUUUUCCUGAAGGCGUGGUGAAUAUCUUGCCUGGAAUGGGACCAACAGCUGGUGCAGCCAUUGCAAAGCACAUGGAUGUUGACAAAGUGGCCUUUACUGGAUCCACAGAGCUCUCCAUUUUCUGUCAGGUGGGUCACCUGAUCCAACAGGCUGCAGGCAGUAGUAACCUGAAGAAAGUUACAUUGGAAUUGGGAGGGAAGAGUCCAAACAUCGUUUUGUCUGAUGCCAAUUUGGAAAAUGCUGUGGAGCAGUCCCACAUGGGCCUUUUUUUCAAUCAAGGCCAGUGUUGCUGUGCUGGCUCGCGACUCUUCGUCCAGGCAGAUGUCUACGAUGAGUUUGUGGAGCGCAGUGUGGAACGUGCUAAAAGAAGAGUUGUGGGAGACCCGUUUGACUUUAACACUGAGCAGGGCCCUCAGGUGGAUCAGGAGCAGUUCAACAAGAUCCUUGGCUACAUCAGUAGUGGGAAGAGAGAAGGUGCCAAGCUGAUGUGUGGAGGGGGAGUGGCUGCAGACAGAGGCUACUUCAUACAGCCUACAGUGUUUGGAGAUGUCCAGGACAACAUGACCAUUGCCAAGGAGGAGAUCUUCGGUCCAGUGAUGCAGAUCUUUAAGUUUAAAACGCUGGAGGAGGUUAUAACCAGAGCCAAUGACACUAAAUAUGGACUGGCAGCUUCGGUUUUCACAAAUAACAUUGACAAAGCCAACUAUGUGUCCAGUGGUCUCAGGGCUGGCACAGUCUGGAUAAACUGUUACAAUGUGUUUGGAACCCAGGCUCCAUUUGGAGGCUACAAGGCCUCAGGUAAUGGCAGAGAGUUGGGCGAGUAUGGACUGGAAGCCUACACAGAAAUUAAAACGGUGACAAUCAAGGUGCCACAGAAGAAUUCCUAGAUAUAUUUACUGAAGCCUGAGAUGUGCUGAGAGGACAUGUUCAACUGUGAUUUCUUUUUGAUUAGCUUUCUAAUAUAUGCCUGCACAGAACAUCCUUGAAGUGAAAUAAAAUCUGUACCAUUAAUUGUUUUUUUUCUUUUUUCUAGCAGAAAUGUAAAUCAUAUUGCCAAGCUUUGCAGUGACUGUCAAAAGCUUGAUUGUUAAAAAAGUGAAUUUGCAGUUUUUGGUAAUAUUUCAUAAUAAAAUAAUUUGAGAUUC
Molecule: messenger RNA, 1850 nt
Organism: Girardinichthys multiradiatus
Lineage: Eukaryota; Metazoa; Chordata; Actinopteri; Cyprinodontiformes; Goodeidae
Product: aldehyde dehydrogenase, mitochondrial-like
Exons: 13
Coding region: 21-1592 (523 amino acids)
Molecular function (GO): aldehyde dehydrogenase (NAD+) activity
Source: RefSeq, a predicted model, not a curated record